Messenger RNA from Camelus dromedarius (Arabian camel), 5462 nucleotides. It is a transcript of the gene MTCP1, whose product is annotated as mature T cell proliferation 1. Bases 4561 to 4884 code for a protein of 107 amino acids. Gene Ontology annotation, molecular function: protein serine/threonine kinase activator activity. The transcript is spliced from 4 exons. Lineage: Eukaryota; Metazoa; Chordata; Mammalia; Artiodactyla; Camelidae. The record is from RefSeq and is a predicted model, not a curated record. Gene Ontology annotation, biological process: positive regulation of peptidyl-serine phosphorylation.
UCUUGGCAGAAACAGUGCUAUACUGUAUCUGAAAAGUAUCACUCUUAAGCUUGCCUGCUGCUACUUUCUGUAAAGGCUUUUAGGUAUCGAUUUGUUGGAGACAGGGAAGGGGAAUGGGGAACUUCAGUUUUUAUUCAAGGUCGGAUGUAUCGCAGCAGAGAUGCACAAUACAAGUUUCCCUGACCGUCCCUGUCUCGAUGAUAUCAGACAUGGUGAAAUUACGUGUAAAAGUAAUUUUCUUUGGACGUAUAACAAACGUGCAAUAGGUGAAAGUACAGAUCUUCCAACUCCCAAGGUUAGGAAGUACACGUGGAUUUCAGGAAUGAUUCUAAAUCGAAGGAAAAUAUAUGGGCUGCAUCCACAGCCCAUCAGUUUAUGGCUGUGUUGAAUCUGCUUUUGUAUGCCCUGUGUGGUUUUGAAGCCAGUACUGGAAAGGGAACGUGCCCACGGUGCUACCUGAAGAGGUGUUGAUGCUUUGCUCUUUUCUCCCAAGUCAGUUCCAACCCAAGGCUCCCCAUAAAUAGUUCCACUGGAUGUGGGCCCUAUCUCUAAUAUUACACAUGCCAGCAACCUUCAUUUUGACCUAAUGCUUAAGAACCACAUUGUACAUCCUUCCAUGAUUAAUUUUGAUAACGAUGAACCGUGGGCAAAAUUGCAAGUGUGUAAUUACAUUGGACCCAUCUAACUUUUCUCUUAAGCUUCAGUUUUAGUUUUACAUCAUCUAUUAUUUUCAAUUGCUGUGCGUGGCUAGUGUGCCCAGCCCUGAUGGUGCUCUUAUUAUUAUGUUUUGUGAUGGUAUGUUUUGCAUUUAUAAGCAUUUUUAGUCACCUUCGAGAAGAAAAACACCUUUGUCUGUGGUUGGUGUUAGUCAGUUUCAUAUUCCAGACUGAUAUUUUCAAACUUUUAUAUUGCUCAUGGCCACAUUUUACAGCUCUAAACGUUUCAUUGGAGUACAAGAAAAAGCCCUAUUAACAUUUAUGGCAAGCUUAUUAUGUGCUAGACACUCUACUAAGCAUUUAUAUAUCUUGUAUGUGUAAACUGCCCCAAUUGGAAUUACCCUCUGCAACUUCCUAGCUGUGUUACCUCAUGCAAGUUACCUAACUUCUCUGUGCCUUACUUUCUCAUCUUUAAGUGGGGGUUAUAAUAGCAUCUAUCUAAUCGGGUGAUUGUGUGAAGAUUAAAAGGGUCAAUAUAUAUAAAUCAUAUAGGAAGUGCUAAGAAAGUAUUGACAAUUAUGAUCAGUAUGUUCUUUAAUUCUCAUUUUACAUGUUAGAAAACUGAGGUGUACAGAGGUUAACUUGUCCGAGGUCACAGAACUAGUAAGUGGCAAAGUCAGCAUUCAUACACAGGCUGGGCUGACUUCAGGGCUUGCGUUCUUGGUAACUUCACUCAUUGUAAUUAGAUGAGUUUAUUAAUUGACUUCAAAUAAAAUAAGUGUAUUCAACUGAUUAAUGUUUAAAAACUGUUCAAACACCUGGAAAUUAAACCAAAUUAUACUUUUUUAAGACACAAAAUAAUUCAUUCUGUAAAGGAAAAAUUACGGUUUUACUUAAUCUACCUAGGGAGGCCCAUCUGUGUUGUCUAUCAUCUAUUUAAAACAUAGUUUACAAAAUGCCUCACUAAGAUACAGUGUAUCUCCACCAGUGUGGUCCCUGGCCGGUGGCAUCAAGGUGGGAACAAUCUCUUUUAGUGCAUUCAUGGGUAAUAAAGCUACAUAAAAACUUUUUUUAAAUCUAUUUGAAUAUGCAGCUGGUAGUAUCCCUUGAGUUGAGUGGAACAGGUCUAUGUUUUGUGUAUUGUACUGCACCUUGUAUCUAAGUUUAUCUUGAGGUUUUAAGACGUUAUCUUAGUCCAAGGGGUCCUGAAUUUUGUGAACAAGUAUCAUAUGCAGAAAAAUGUUCUCUAGUCAAAUAAAUUUGGGAAGCGUUAAAAUAAAGUUUCUUUACUGCAUAACAAGAUUCCCAAACUUAUUUUGACCAAGGAAAAAGUUAGGACAAGUGUUCCAAGAGUCCGAUUUAGGGAAAUUGUGUUCCAUUCAUACAACCUGUGAUUUGGUGGCUUUGCUCUUAAUCCCUUGGCUGUUCUCUGAUUCAUGCUCAUCUGGCAGCUUCUCAGGCCCUUGAUCACUUCAGUCACCUUUCGCUAGGCCUUCCUGCCACCUCCAGGUGGUGGCAUACAAGUCUGGGGUUGUGUGCAGAGGUUUGCUCCUGCCCAGCAUGUUGUCCUCUGGGUCACAGCAGCACAUCAUGCCACCUUUCUUCUAAGAAUAUUUUGUAGUGACUCACAGGCCUCUUGGUUGUGAUUCACACUAAUUCAGACCAUCAUCUCCAAUGUGUUUGCCCGCUAUUGCACUGGAAUUAUUUCCUUUUAAUGUCAGUGUAACCAGUAAAAAUUUGCUUUUCAUUCAAAACAAAUUUAAAUGUCAGUGUUUUAGUUGUGGCUGGAACCUAUCUGUGAUGUUGAAAUGGUCCUUAGACCCUAACACUUGAUUUCUACUUUAAAGGAGGGAGGGUGUGGCACACUUUGUUGUUGUUGUUGUUGUACUCAAAAUCCAGACUUUAAUAUAUUUUAUUUUGACAUUGGUAUUUACUAGGUUUUUGUUUGUACCCUCUCUGAAGCCUUAGGGAGGAGAGGCAGAACAAUUGUAUCUGCUAAAUGGGAAAAAAAAUGGCUUUGAAAAAAUAAUAUAUCGCUAUCCAAUACACCUAGAGAAUUGAUCUCUACCCGUGUCUAUGUGGCCUUUGUCCGUCUACCCUCUCUACUCACCAUACACACCCAUCCACUCACAGGAACCCUGUUUGACUAGUACUGUAUUAGUCCUUUUAUUGACGGGCUUCUAAUACUGUAUUUGGGGGUGGGGUGGGGACAGGACUUGUGAAAUAAGCAGAGCAAAAUGCAAGGCACUUUACAAUUAGAGGUCAAAAUAUGAAUUUUAGUUGAGACAAACGCUACAGUAGUCAUAAAAGGCAAGUUGUUUUCAUAGAGAAGGCAGGCACCUGCACUCUAUUGUCAUAGUUCUGAGAUAAGCACAGGGGCCUGGGGAGCCAGGAUAUGGAGCUAAAAUGAACUGGUAUUGGGGGAAAGUUUGUCUUAAAUACAGUGGCAGUGGUGCUGGCUGGAAUUGGUGACAGAUGGGAUGUAGCAACUGAAGAGGAAGAAGUCCACAGUAACUCCUCAUAAGUUUUGAGUCUGCAGGAUCAGGAGAGGUUGUGUGGCCACUGAGAGAAACAAUGUUAAGGAAAAACAACAAAGUAGUCAGAUUGUUGUUCCUGAAAAGAGGGCUUGUUUACCUCCAUUAGUUUUCUGGCACCAUGCUAUGUUCUGGCAUCUUGUUUGCUCUUAACAAUCUCACUUUGAGAAUUUAACAACCUCCUCAGCUGUAUGGCAGUUCCUCUUCUACCUGAUGGCCACCUAAUGUGAAUGGAAGGCCUUGGUUUUGUGGAGCAGGUCCCCCAGUGCUUUAUCUGGGCUCUCUGAAGCACAGAAAUCUAGUGAAACCAUGCCUUGAUGCUGUGAGCUGGGUCCAGACGAUUCAUUCCUGUAAAAUGCAGGUCAAGUUAUUGUGAGGCCCUGAAAUGAGAUCCAGGACUGGGCAGGGGGUUCUUACGGGGUUAGAGCCGAGGCUGCAUUAUGGGAAGAGUUUGCCCAGAAGGUGUGCUUCCUUUACACCUGUCAAAGGGUGCAGGGGCUUUUCUGGCCUUCUGACUUAGGAAAACAGAAUUUAAACCGACACCUCUAUGGAAAAAUGAGCUCCUGUGACAUCCUGAAGCAGUAUUACAAUGACACAGUCCAGGACCCAGAGGGAUAACUAUCAUUUGAUCUCACUCAGCUCUGAACUGUCAUGAGCCCCAGAUGUCUCUUGCAACUGAGAAAUUCCAUGAUGCUACCUUAAAUACUUUCCCUAAAAUGAAAACCCCUUUCUGGAAAUGCCCAGCCGCUGUAAGUAACCUUUCUAAGUAAACUGAUAAAUAGGUCAUUUGCCCUUAAAAUGAGCUUUUCUUUUCAGUUUAGAAAGCCAUGCACAUGAUUACGUGAUUUGACCAUCACAGUCUUACCUCUUAAAAUGGAAACUGCUUGGAAGGGGCUUUUACCUGGGGAAUGUGGCAUGCAUGUGUCUGUGACACUGCUUUCCUGCCCAAAUAAGCGUGCCCUUCAGCACACUCCUGUGCGUAUUCCGUUGCCGGCUGCAUUUUCAGAUGCUGCUUCGUGAAUGUAAAGACUAAGACCAGUGCCCCACUCCUGUAGUGCUAGUCCUCCAUUUCCACAGUCCUCCUCACCUAAGAGAAUUCUUGAGUGCUUCACAGUCACCAGCAUUACCCGAGGCUCUGCCUGAGUGUCACUUCAGUGUCUUGCAGGAAGCUUCAGAUAUCCUCAGUUCUAUUUAGGCUGUGCCAGUAGACAUAUACGAGGUUUGGUUCUAGUUGGUGGUUGCUAGUUCCAGGUCACCUUGCUCCUUGGUGAGUUCAUUGAAACACAAAAAGUCACACCUGUGUCCUGUGCGCGGGUGCUGCAGGCUUAGGUGGAGAAAAGCAGGGCUAGAAUUGGAAUCCAAAGCCCAGAAUGGCAGGAGAGGAUGUGGGGGCUCCACCCGAUCACCUCUGGGUUCACCAAGAGGGUAUCUACCGCGACGAAUACCAGCGCACGUGGGUGGCCGUCGUGGAAGAGGAGACGAGUUUCCUAAGGGCACGAGUUCAGCAAGUUCAGGUUCCUUUAGGUGACGCAGCCAGGCCAAGUCACCUUCUUACCUCCCAGCUACCUCUCAUGUGGCAACUCUACCCCGAGGAGCGCUACAUGGAUAACAACUCUCGCUUGUGGCAGAUCCAGCAUCAUUUAAUGGUCAGGGGAGUACAGGAGCUGUUGCUUAAGCUUUUGCCUGAUGAUUAAUCUGGUGCUGGGAUGCUAGGAAGAUAUGCUCCUCUGUUCUGUUCAGUACAUGGCAAUCACUUCAUCCACUACCACAGUGCACCCACCUGUGGGCCUGGGGGGAGGGAGUGGGUUGAAAAACUGCUCAAGAACACAGAAGUUUAGGAAGGGUCAUGAAGAACACAGCAAGUGGAACUGCAGAGGAAGGGUUAUGCAGGCAGAAAGCAAGUCAACAAAAGUACUUAGUUAGGAUACGUACCUUGAAAUUGACUCCUUUGGAAAUUGCCAUAGAACCUUUAAUGGACAUCAUCAGCUGGAACUGGGAUCUGAUGAAUCCCACAAAAGUCAGCACCUGCUGCAGAACAGAUGCCCUGAUCACCAAGGACUUGGUACUGAUUUAGAGAGAAGAGAGCAGCUCCUAGCAGCAUCAACAUCUAUUUGUCGCUUAUUUGCCCUGCAGCAAUUCACCUGCCUUUCCUUCUCCCAUCCUGUAAAUAUCCUAGGUUUUGCUCCAGUGUUUCCCAUCCCAGUACUGACCUAACUUGGAUCUACUGAGAACUUAGGGGGCUCUGAAAAAAAAAAAAAAAAGGUUAUUUGCA